UUAUUUUUGUUGUAAAUUGCAAUUGUGUUUUGUUUAUUGUAGGUAAAAUUGGGUCCCUCAUCAAAAACAAAAACCCUAGCACACUUUGUGUCUCAAAUCUACAACCAAAAGGAAAAUAGCCGAAAGGCAUUUUCCCAGCUAAGGUAGAAGGAUAUAUCAUAUCAUGAUAUAAUUGAUUUUUGGUCAAAAUUAGGGUUUCAAUCAAAUUCGAAGAAAAAAUGUACAAAGGUCGUGGUGGUUCUGCCUCCAAAUCGGAGGAUCGAAAGCGAAUCAACGAUGUUCUCGAUAAGCAGCUUGAACGAUCUUCUCCUUCAACUUCGCGUCCCAUCAAUGGCAAAAGCAACAAAGAGAGAGAAACCAAUACCAUCAAGGAUCCUCUUCUUCAACGAUCCUCCAAAACUGCCAAUAUCUCUGAGGAGUCUGAAACAGACAGUGAAGAGUCAGAUGUGAGUGGUUCUGAUGGAGAGGACACAUCUUGGAUCUCAUGGUUCUGCAAUCUCAGAGGAAAUGAGUUCUUUUGUGAGGUUGAUGAUGAUUACAUCCAAGAUGACUUCAACCUUUGUGGAUUGAGCAGCCAAGUGCCUUACUAUGAUUAUGCUCUUGAUUUGAUUUUGGAUGUUGAAUCCUCUCAUGGUGAUAUGUUCACAGAGGAACAAAACGAGUUAAUUGAAUCGGCAGCAGAGAUGCUUUAUGGUAUGAUUCAUGCGCGAUACAUAUUGACAAGCAAAGGAAUGGCUGCUAUGCUUGACAAGUACAAGAACUAUGACUUUGGUAGAUGCCCAAGAGUUUACUGCUCUGGACAACCUUGUCUUCCAGUUGGUCAGUCGGACAUUCCUAGGUCAAGUACUGUGAAAAUAUAUUGCCCUAGGUGUGAAGAUCUUUAUUAUCCUCGGUCCAAGUAUCAAGGCAACAUUGAUGGAGCUUAUUUUGGAACAACAUUUCCACACCUCUUCUUGAUGACAUAUGGACAACUGAAGCCGCAGAAACCAGCUCAGGGCUACGUUCCAAGAGUUUUUGGGUUCAAACUUCACAAGCCAUGAAGCCGGAAGUUUAAGCUUUCAUGAAAGUAAGAGGCUGCCCGAAUCUCAUUCAACUCUUCUGUUGUAGUACUCCUUGCAGCAUUCAGCGGAUCAAAACCUUUUCAAACCAGUAAAAUAUAGACAUCCGUUUUACUUGUUUUAGGAGCGUGUUGUAAAGAAAUAUAUGCAGACAUGUGAAGCAAGUGCCUAGUUUCACUUUCAGCUUCAAAUUCAAUGAGCAAGUGCUUAGGUACUUGACGACACUUUUUAAUGUCUUGUUACAAAUUGUAUUUGGCAAUUUCCGUAAUGUUUUUUGUCUCUGAUUACAUAUAUCUGCUAUUUCGAUAUUGUUUUAUUCCA
Messenger RNA from Medicago truncatula (barrel medic), 1379 nucleotides. RefSeq names its product casein kinase II subunit beta-1. The record is from RefSeq and is a predicted model, not a curated record. Bases 219 to 1040 code for a protein of 273 amino acids. The transcript has 5 exons. Gene Ontology annotation, molecular function: protein kinase regulator activity. Gene Ontology annotation, cellular component: cytoplasm; protein kinase CK2 complex. Lineage: Eukaryota; Viridiplantae; Streptophyta; Magnoliopsida; Fabales; Fabaceae.